Aspergillus udagawae is the source of this 744-nucleotide messenger RNA. Its product is annotated as L-threonylcarbamoyladenylate synthase. Gene Ontology annotation, biological process: regulation of translational fidelity. The record is from RefSeq and is a predicted model, not a curated record. The coding region runs from base 1 to 744 and encodes 247 amino acids. Gene Ontology annotation, molecular function: tRNA binding; double-stranded RNA binding; nucleotidyltransferase activity. Gene Ontology annotation, cellular component: cytoplasm. Lineage: Eukaryota; Fungi; Ascomycota; Eurotiomycetes; Eurotiales; Aspergillaceae. The transcript has a single exon.
AUGGCACCCCGAAUUAUUCCCGAGGCAGGCAAUGCGCCAAACGUGUCUUACGACGCCCAACAAGCCUACGCGACUCUGAAAUCUGACGGAGUCAUUAUCGCUCCGACAGAUGUUGGUUAUGCGCUGAUUACCAGUACGCAGGCUGGGAUUCAGAGGAUCUUUGCAGCCAAAGACCGCCGACAGGGCCAUAGUAUUGGGAUAAUGGGAACAUACCGGCAACAUCGCGAGAUACACAUGCUUCCAGAGUCCAAGUUUGAAAUGACCCGUGUCCUAACAGAAGAUUCUGGGAUGAUAGUCGGAAUUAUCGCCAAGUUCGACACUAAGAGUCUUCACCCCCGGCUAGCGGUGCUAGAUCCGACCACGCUCUCUCAAGUCACACAGGGGGACACAGUCAGCAUUGCAGUCCCCGAAGGGCCAUUUUUGCGAGAACUCGGCCGGCUCUGUGAUGCGGAUCCGCAGGGAAUGUUGAUGUUUGGGACUUCUGCGAAUCGUACAGGGCAGGGGCAGCAGUUCCGGGUGGAGGAUAUUGAUUCCGUCGUCCUUGCAUCCGCCGAUUUGGUGGUAAAUUACGGUCUGCAGAAGUGGCACUUGUAUGGCCGUGGGGGGGUCAACUUUGAUGCCGAAAAUAUGCGAGUGUUGCGCAGGGGAGCUGGAUACGAGACUUUCAGAGACAGGAUCUUACGAUGGUUUCCUCAUCUGUUGGAAGAGGCGGGCGUCAGUCUUGAUGAGGACUCAGAGCACUGA